CUCUGUUGACAACGAAAAUGGCGAAAAGACACCUGUUUUUGGUUUUUCUGGUAUUCGUUUGUGUGUCUGGACUAGACGCGUCACCGGUCAGACGACAUGUUAUGGCCAGACGACAAUUUAGCGGCAAACGACAGGCAUUGUCGUAUGUUGUUGGGCGGGGAUGUAUGUACAUGGCGCAUUACGUCCGUGACAAUUACUACGACUACGCUGUUAAACUACGUCACCAGGCAGUCAGUAGCAAUGUUGCUAUGACAACCACGACUUCCGCGAUACGACCUUCACCUACUACGUUACCCUUAGUUACGACGACUCAUCUGAACUGGGUCAGCUAUGUAUACGAGAUCAUGAGGGCAGACUAUGUACCCAUGGAACUAUUCAGAGGUUUAAUGGACUGUGGCAGGGAGUACGCCCUGUUCGCGGUGGACGCGCCAAUGGACCUUCUGACGUCACUUCACGUGCACUAUGACGCGGUGCCCGGUCUAGUGGGCUGACCUCUGUGAUCAGCGAUAAGACGUUUUAUUUUGCGUGUGUUGACACAUGUACAUUUUCUCAUGUCAGAAUUACAAAAUGAUUGUUCUUUGAAGCGCUAA
This is a messenger RNA of Mya arenaria, 590 nucleotides long. RefSeq lists its product as uncharacterized. NCBI's taxonomy places the organism in Eukaryota, Metazoa, Mollusca, Bivalvia, Myida, Myidae. The transcript is spliced from 3 exons. The record is from RefSeq and is a predicted model, not a curated record. The coding region runs from base 18 to 491 and encodes 157 amino acids.